Molecule: messenger RNA, 1995 nt
Organism: Malassezia restricta
Lineage: Eukaryota; Fungi; Basidiomycota; Malasseziomycetes; Malasseziales; Malasseziaceae
Product: programmed cell death 6-interacting protein
Exons: 1
Coding region: 1-1995 (664 amino acids)
Cellular component (GO): endosome
Molecular function (GO): protein binding
Source: RefSeq, a predicted model, not a curated record
AUGCCCAAUGUGCUGGGUCUGCCCUACCCACAGACGGCGCCCGUGGAUGUGCGCGAUGGUCUGCGUGCGCACCUGCAUACCAACUUUCCCGAUAUCGAUCCUCAGCUAUUCGAGCGCGAUAUAGAGGCAUGGCAAGAUCUGCGUAGCAAGUGCGUGUCGAGCGUCGCGCCCACGGGGCCAUCGCCGCUGCUGCGGGACUAUGCGGCGCAGCUGGAUUGUGCGGCGCGCAUGCUGAAGAACGAGGCAGGCACGGCCUUUCCUUGGGCACCGGGCUUUUCCCAUGCGCCUCCCCUGCAAUGGCACGAGAGUAUCGCGGCGGAGCGAGCGUAUGUGCUGCUGUGGAUCGCAGCUGAGCAUGCGCAGAGUGCGUCGUGGGAGUCGCGGAGCACGAGCGAGAGUCUCAAGCGUGCCGCGAACGAGUUCCAGCUCGCAGCUGGGUGCCUCGCGCACAUGACGACGCUGCCUCUGCCUGCGCCGCUGCAGGACCAGGUGCCGUGUCUCCGCUUCUUGAUGCUCGCACAAGCGCAGGAAUGUUUUUGGCAAAAGGCUGUGCAAGAUGCGCUGAAAGACACGACGAUCGCGAAACUGGCGCAAGGCGUGUCCACGCUGUACGCUGACAGUGUGGCGCUCGCGCCGCCAGCGGCUCUGCCGCCGGACUGGCUACAGCACAUGGAGUGCAAGCGGUGGCACUUUGCUGCGGCUGCCAUGUACCGGAAAAGCUGUGAUGAUCUCGCGCAGCGCCGGCACGCCGAUGAGCUCGGGCGACUGAGGCUGGCCGCGUCGUACGUCGAGCGUGCGAAGCGCGCUGGCACGCGAGUUGUCGCGACGGCGGUCGUGGACGACGUCCAGUCUCUGUACGAUAUCAUCCACACGAAUCUCGUCCGCGCCGACAAGGACAAUGAGCUGAUUUACCUGGAAGCGCCGACGAAUGCAGCGCAUUUGCCCGACAUCGGCACCGCCCUGCUGGCUACGGAGCGGUGUCCGACGCCCGUCGAGGCGCCCGUGGCGUAUUUGGAGCAAGGCCAGCAGGAGGCGUGGUUCAGGCGGCUUAUGACGUAUGGCGUGGACGUCGCCGUGCGGCUGUACGCGGACCGCAAGGCGCAGUUGCUGGAGCACACGCUCGAGGCGACGGCGUCGCGCCUCGAUGCACAGCUCGAGGCGGCCCUGUCGACCAUGCAGAUGGCUGAGACGCUGCAGCGCCUCGAUCGGCCGCAGCGAUUGCCGACGCACUGGCACGAGUAUGUGAGCGGCAUCGCGGACGGCGGUGUACGUGCGCUCGAAGAGCUCAUGCAGCGCGUCGUGCAGCUCGCCGACAUGUGCCGCGCCGCGUAUGAGCAGGCGCGGCCCUACCACGACGAGGCGCUCCUCAGCGAGUACGACACGGCCCUGUCCGAGGCGCGCAGGAGCGAUCACCGAGUGCGAGCGAGCCUCGAUCAGGUGGCGCCGCUCGCGCACAUCAUGGAGCGCGGCAUGACGGCCCUCCAUGCGUGGGCGAUGCCUACGAUCCGGGACCUGCAGCGCGCGUGUGAAGCUCAUACGGACGACAUUCGGGGCAUCCACGCGAUGAUGGAGCAGCUCCGCGACGGCGCGCAGGCCCGUCGCCGACUUGUGCUGCGGGCGCGCGCCGAGAUGGACAGCGACGACUUGCGCGAGACGCUGCUGCAUAUGGUCCGUGCGAGACAGGUCGGCGACGCCGUGCCGGCCGCCGCGUUGGACGACGUUUUGGCCACGUCGAUGCAGCGCUACGACGUCUACGUGCGCGAUCUGCAGCGGUGCGAGUCCGAGCAGCAGGAGCGCAUGAGGCACCUGAAGCAGGCGCUCAUGCGCCUGCUGCGGCAGGCCGACGUGGCGCACGCGCUGGAUGCGCAGGCCGAGGCCUGGCAUCGUGUGGAGGAAGCGUAUGGACAGUGGGCGGCGCUACGGCAGCACGUGGCAGAAGGCCUGGUCUUUUACGAGACGCUGCACGACCGACUACGGCGUCUCGCGGACGUCUAG